Messenger RNA from Procambarus clarkii (red swamp crayfish), 1258 nucleotides. RefSeq names its product glutathione peroxidase 2-like. NCBI's taxonomy places the organism in Eukaryota, Metazoa, Arthropoda, Malacostraca, Decapoda, Cambaridae. Gene Ontology annotation, biological process: response to oxidative stress. The record is from RefSeq and is a predicted model, not a curated record. Gene Ontology annotation, molecular function: glutathione peroxidase activity.
AGUCGUAUCCUGGACACCGUUGGGGUGAGUUGCUGCUCGCUCUCCGCCCUCGACUGGUUAUUUAGAAGAUAAUCGAUAUUAAUUACCCUUAACCAGCACUAUGGCUUCAUCGGUGGCCAAGAACUUUUAUGAGUUGAGUGCUAAAGCUUUGUCUGAACAUUUGUAACGUGCCAAUGAUAGAAGUAAACUUUCGUCGGGUUGAGAAUCGAGGCAGUUUCUUGGCAGUUUACAAAGGGUGGAGGAAGUUGAAGACCUUGCUUACCUUAAAACCUCGCUCACUGGGUCUGUCCCUGUACCUGUCUAGCUGGGUCUGUCCCUGUACCUGUCUAGCUGGGUCUGUCGCUGCACCUACCUCACCGGCUACCUUCUCCCAUCUGGCGUAAGACUGCCGGUGCACCGCAGGAUCUAUUGUCUGCAAAUGCUUCUUUUCCACAGGUGAGAUGGUAUCGUUCAAGAAGUACCGGGGGAAGGUGGUACUAGUGCAGAACACCGCGUCUCUCUGAGGCACGACAACCCAGGACUUCGUCCAGAUGAACGAACUGAUUGACAAGUUCGGUAGCGAUCUGGCAGUUCUGGCUUUCCCCUGCAACCAGUUUGGUCACCAGGAGAACACCACUGAGAAAGAGCUCCUCAGUACCCUGAAGCAUGUUCGUCCAGGCAACAACUACGUCCCCAAGAUGGACUUGUUCUGCAAAGUUGACGUCAAUGGCGAGACUGCGGAUCCAAUUUUCAAGUACCUCAAGGAGAAGCUUCCUUUGCCAUCUGACGACAGUGUGAGCUUCAUGCGUGACCCCAAGUGUAUCAUCUGGAAUCCUGUCACACGUUCAGAUAUUGCCUGGAACUUUGAGAAGUUUCUCAUUGGCAAAGAUGGUUUGCCACACAAAAGGUUCAGCAAAAAAUUUCCAACACGUCAGCUUGAGGAAGACAUCAAACAGCUGUUAAAGAAGUGAAUGACUUAACAGAAUACCAACGAAACGUCUUGCUAAUCGCUCGACAUGUGCUAAUUUUCUGGGUACCUUUUAUGAAGGGCGUCCCACAAACACAUGUUGAGGGGACGUCCGGAUGGCCUAGUGGACCCUGGUGGUGACUGUCAUGUGGUUAGCAAGACCUACCUCCCUACCUACCUAGACUGGGGCUCAUAUGGCCUGGUGUCGUCGCAGCCCUGUAACCAACAGUGUUAAAUGUUUACAUUGAUGGCCUCUAGUACAAUUUCGGCUUUGUAAAUUUAUAUUUGUAAUAAAAAGAAAUGUAUACAUAA